This is a messenger RNA of Oncorhynchus gorbuscha (pink salmon), 2157 nucleotides long. Its product is annotated as chemokine-like protein TAFA-5. Bases 421 to 807 code for a protein of 128 amino acids. The transcript is spliced from 5 exons. NCBI's taxonomy places the organism in Eukaryota, Metazoa, Chordata, Actinopteri, Salmoniformes, Salmonidae. The record is from RefSeq and is a predicted model, not a curated record.
CAUACACCUUACGGUCUACAUGGGAUAAACCUGUAACCUCCACCGGAAUGAAUGGUACGCUAUUUCAUAUCGCUGAUGUUUCAUUACAAUAUUCUCCUGAAUUUGAAUGUGUUUAGAAACUUGCCAAAUUGACAUCUAAUUUUGAUUCAAUUUUGGGCUAUGACGCUUCUAUCGGUGUUCCACUCCGGACAACUCAUCGACAGACAGUCACAGGACAAGAUAAAAGGGGCAUUUUGUAAGAAGGGAUCCUGUCAAUCAUAAUCUUUUGGAUUUUCCUCCACUAAUUUACCGCGCAAGAUGGAUGCCAGCGACGGGCUAUCAGAACACCACAUGAAUAAGUAUUCACCCAUUUGAACGCCACCUUAAAAGUGGGAAUAAAGAGGGGGACACGUCGAGACGGGGCUGCGGUCGGGAAAGGGAAUGAAGAAGCUCUCGGCAGGUGGAGGAGCGUCACUCUGCUGUCUGCUGCUUCUGUGGGUCAUCCACUCCCAUCGCCUGAGAGAGGGCCAGUUGGCUGUGGGCACCUGUGAGAUUGUGAUGCUCAACAGGGACAGCAGCGUGCCCAGAUGCACCAUCGCCCGUCAGACUGCCCGCUGUGCCUGCAGGAGAGGCCAGAUCGCUGGCACCACGAAGGCCAGGCCAGCCUGCGUCGACGUGCGUAUCGUAAGGAGUAGACAGUGGUGUGAGAUGGCACCCUGCUUGGAGGGAGAGAUGUGUGGCCUCCUCUUCAACCGCUCUGGUUGGACCUGUACCAAAGGUAGUGGCCACAUCAAGACAGUCACGCCUUUGCCUAAGGAACCAUCGUAAGGAGUUUAGAACACAGUGGGUAGGUUUUUUUUGUGCCAAUCAUGGCAGAAGGGGAACAGAGGGCAAUCACCAGGCAAACACAUUUUGUGUCGAUUCGCCAAUUUUUUUCUCAAACCACUACACACCCCCACUCCAAAAAUCAGAGGAGCCCUACUAUGUGACAGUGCACAGAUGUCCGUACUCAUCAAUGAAAGCAACACACCACAGCAUCAUCACCGGGACCCACAUGCCACGUCACAGACUGAAAUACAAAACCUACUGUAUAUAGCCUGGGUUGUUUCCGCACGGCAAGCAGGAUAUCAUUGGGAGUCUAUGCAUGUGUGAGGAACCAAUCAUUUUUCUACCUGUCCCUAUGGAAAAAAAUCUGAAAGCGUGUGUGUGUGUGUGUGUGUGUGUGUGUGUGUGUGUGUGUGUGUGUGUGUGUGUGUGUGUGUGUGUGUGUGUGUGUGUGUGUGUGUGUGUGUGUGUGUGUGUGUGUGUGUGUGUGUGUGUGUGUGUGUGUGUGUGUGUGCGUGCACCUCGUGAUAUACAAUGGGAACAAGUUGACAUAAUCUUGUUCUUAAGUGUGACACAUCCAGUAUUGUACUUCUGUCAAGAACUUUGUCACUUUAACUGAAGCUCACAUUCGUGUAAACUUGUAUAAAUCAUGUUUCAGGGGAUAAUCAUGGAUUUAAAGCAUCAUUAUAACAGAAGCAUAUCUUUUCAAUACAUAAAUAGAAAUAGAAAGAUGUAUGUCACACAAGUUAAAAACAGUAAGUAUGUCUGUCAAUGUGUAGUAUCUAUUCAUUAUUUCAAAGUUAUGGUUUUGAAUUGCCUACGUUUUAAUAUGAAGCACAUUGCAAGUGGCAUACGUCCAUACGACAUCAAAGUGCUGUUGUUUAUAUUGGAUAUAAUGUGUACAUUCACUGUAUAUCCUGUUCCGUGAACAUUAUCAACUUUAAUUGAUGUUACAAGAAUAUAAGAGAGCAUCACAGAAAGAGUGAGAUCAUAAGGAUAUUGUAAACAUAUCACCUGAAAUGUAGUUAUUUUCCUUCCAAACACAUGAGGAUAAAAAGACAGCCUCUCAUCCCUGGGGCUAAUGUGUGUGUGUGUGUUUGUGUGUGUAUUUGUGAAUGUAGUCAUGUGUGCUUGAUGCUUGAUUCACAGUGACAACGUUUACAUGUGCACAGUAUUCCAGAUAGUAGCUCAUAUCCCAGUUUAGGUCUUAUUCAGGAUAAGAUGUUUACAUGCACCUUUGAUAUUCCACUCACGAGUAUCCCUUUAUCCAUGAAUAAACUAAAUAUUCAGAAUUUGCCCGUGGAUGGCGGAAUGAUUUUUUUGACAGGGGCUGCGGGAUUUUUUGUUGUUGCC